AAAUCUAUGGAAUAUGGAGUCUGUGGUGGCUAACUGGAAAUUGUUUUCAGAAAUGGAGUAUUUUUUUUUAGUUUUUUGUAAACUAUACCCAGUGAAUUUGGAAUAAAGAAUAAGAAAAUUAAGAUAUUAAGUGAUAAUAUUGUAGUGUAAAAACCUUAACGAUAUAUAGGAUAUAAUAAUUCUGGUACAAUAAUUUCCUUACUGGGUAACAGUGUGUAAGCUGCACUAAACAGAGAUUAUAUUUAAUAUCAAAAUACUUUUCGCUUAAUUACAUAAUUAUAAAGUAGGUUGGAAAAUGGCCCUUCCCGCAAACUACAAACAAGUAGCUAUUCAGAUGCCAAGUCCUCAAACAUCAAAUCAUUUGCUGUCGGCUGGCGCGCCCAUGACUUUCAACAUUUUGAAAGAGAGAUUAAGAGCUUCAGGAGGAUCGAGCUCCACUUCAAGCAAAGAAACAAAUCCAUUUGUUUCAACUCCAAAUGGGAAUCCAGGAUUUGUGCCACAGAAAAUCGGUAAAAGUGCCACAAAGAGCGAAUCUAAAACACUAAAACCACCAAAGGCGCCAGAGAAACCGCUUAUGCCAUACAUGAGGUAUAGUCGAAAAGUUUGGGAUACUGUGAAAGCUCAAAACUCUGACUUGAAGUUAUGGGAAAUCGGGAAGAUCAUUGGUCAGAUGUGGAGGGACCUUCCUGAGGAUCAGAAAACAGAGUUCGUAGAAGAAUAUGAAACUGAAAAGCUGGAAUAUGAGAAAACAUUAAAAAAUUAUCACAAUUCCCCUGCUUACUUGGCAUAUAUAGCAGCUAAAAACAAAGGAAAAACAGUUGCACAAGGGCCCGAUGGAGAGACUCACGAAAGGUCAACUAGUUCAUCCAAGCAACAAGCCGCUGCGGACAGGCGGAUCGAAAUUCAACCUGCCGAAGAUGAAGAUGACCAAGAUGAUGGGUAUUCAGUUAAGCAUGUUGCUUACGCACGAUACCUACGGAACCAUCGCUUGAUCAAUGAGAUAUUUUCCGAAUCGGUGGUGCCCGAUGUUAGGUCUGUCGUGACUACAAACCGUAUGCAGGUUUUGAAAAGGCAAGUGCAGUCAUUGACAAUGCACCAAAAGAAACUGGAGGCUGAGCUGCAGCAAAUAGAAGAAAAAUUUGAAGCAAAGAAAAGGAAGUUCAUUGAGAGCAGUGAACAAUUUCAGGAGGAGUUGAAAAAGCACUGUAAACAAGCUGUAGACGAGGAUACUUUUCAAAAGAUGGUUGAGAGGCAGUAUGACAUUUUGAAAAAAGAGAGGAAUAAAAUACAGGAAGAGACAAAAGGCAAGGUUGAUGAAAACUUAUCGGAAAACUCCAACAAUUCUAACUCUUCUGGUCCUGUGCAGGAAAAUGGACAGCCUCGAUCAGAGCACAUGGAACAAGAACCCGAGAAAACGGAGCCUCUCCCGCAGCCACCCCCAACCUCUAAUGGUCCUUCGCCUCACGUGGAACCACACAAGCCACCACUCGAUCCACAUCCUUACCCACCACAUCCCGAUCACCCCCAACAACACCCACCGCCUCAACCACCUCACCCUAAUGAACCACAACCGCAUCCUAUGCACCCACACGCUCCUCCACCCCAUAAUAUGCCACCUAAUCAACCAAUUCACCAUCCAUCGGGCAUCCCUCCAAACGUACCCUGUCCGAGUAUUGGACAAGGACACGGACCAGUACUGCCGCACAUGCAGCCUAAUCAAAACACAGCACACCCUCCCACAGCACAGGCCCCUCCGCCUCAUCAGAACCCAAUGAUGCCACCGGCCCAGGUACCUCAGUAUCAGCAGCAGUACCAACCGCAAGGCCCAAACCCUCAAUCAGUUCCACUGCCACCGAGGCCUCCUCAUCCAGGCUAUGGUCCAUACCCUCCACAGCAAGGCUAUCCCCCACAUCCUCAGGGUUAUCCGGGCCCUGGCCAGUACCCUCCACACGGAUAUUACCACCAAGGCUAUCCACAGUAUCCACCCCACGGGAACAGAGGCCAUCCCUAUCCUCCUCACGGAGCAACACCACCAGAAGGUCAACAGAUGCCAGCAGAUGGUUCCAUCAUGCCUCCUCAAUUGUAUGGGGGCGCUGCACCAGCAGAGGCCGAUAGGAUGCCGGGUAUGAUGCCUGAUGACGGCCAUUUAGGGGAUGAUGUCAAGAAUGAUCCAAAAGGUCAGUCGGAAAAAGAAGAUAAAUAAAGUGUUUUUACAAUUUGCACAUGUUUAAUAUUUUCCUAGUGUAGUUUGGUUGGAUGAUUAUUUAUAAUAAGUAUUAGCCUUUCUUUUUCAAUUUUUAUAGCAAAAAUAAUUAGUUCUAUCACGAAAAUGAAUAAACCAUUUUUUUAUUA
Messenger RNA from Anoplophora glabripennis (Asian longhorned beetle), 2352 nucleotides. RefSeq names its product pollen-specific leucine-rich repeat extensin-like protein 1 (gene Bap111). The record is from RefSeq and is a predicted model, not a curated record. Gene Ontology annotation, molecular function: nuclear receptor binding; nucleosomal DNA binding. Gene Ontology annotation, biological process: negative regulation of DNA-templated transcription. NCBI's taxonomy places the organism in Eukaryota, Metazoa, Arthropoda, Insecta, Coleoptera, Cerambycidae. Bases 296 to 2203 code for a protein of 635 amino acids. Gene Ontology annotation, cellular component: SWI/SNF complex. The transcript is spliced from 13 exons.